This is a messenger RNA of Didymella exigua CBS 183.55, 1962 nucleotides long. RefSeq names its product TLDc domain-containing protein 2. The coding region runs from base 283 to 1893 and encodes 536 amino acids. NCBI's taxonomy places the organism in Eukaryota, Fungi, Ascomycota, Dothideomycetes, Pleosporales, Didymellaceae. The transcript is spliced from 2 exons. The record is from RefSeq and is a predicted model, not a curated record.
CAGAGAUACACAAUCACGCCAACAUGGGUCAGGAAAGUUCACAUGAGGCUCAGCACCUGACGCUAGGUACGUGGAAUACUAAGCUGCCUAGAGCAGCUUAGCCACAACCUCGCGCAGACAUUCGCAAAAAAGAGCUAUACACCACUCGAGCUAUACUGCUUCAAUUCAGUAUUUCGGUCGCUGGCAGACACCCAAUCUGGGGUACAAUACUGGAGCGAAGGCACACUAUGCCGCUUUCUUGAGCUGCCAGAUGCGCUGGGCGUAGGGUCGAUCAUCUUCCAGAUGGCUAGCUACCUCGGUGCAUUCCCAUUUGCGAAUCAAGCGCCGGCUAUUCUUACGAACGAGGCGCUCCUAAAGGUCGUCACUAUCUUGACCGAAAGAUACGGGGCGGUACUCAAGAAGAGAGGACGCGAGAUCUGGUUGAGGGAGAUAUACAGGAGCUUGGCUGUAUAUGACAAUGGCAUCAAGUCGGAGACGGAAGAGCAAAAACACGAGAAAGAGGAGGUGGCCGAGAAGAUGGGCUUCGCCGUGGACGAAGCCAGGGACGAGGGAGAAGAGGACGAAGACGAGGAUGACGAGCUGGUGUUGGCAGCGCUCGAUUCAAUGGACUCGUUGGAGGUCUUCAAGCACGGCGAACAAAGCAAUGUACACCACUCGAUCAUCCCGACGGACAACUUCUUAAAGCUCAUUGAGCUACUAUUGCUCAUCGCGCCAAUUGAUGCACAGCAGAGCCUGUCAUCAUUAGCACCUGAGCUAUCAGAAGAACGCGUCCAGAAUCUGAGACGGACUGCAAAGGUUGUGCUAUCCUCAUUCGUCACCGACAAGCAUCCUGGCAUUACGUAUCGAACGUUCGAUACCGUCUUGUCCACAGCGUUACCAUACCUAUUUGACGGUCUAAACCCUCUGUUUGAGCAUUUCCUUUUUGCAAAGGACUUCAAUCUCUCGAAAAAGAAGUUGGAUUCAACGUCUCCUACGCAAGAAACACAUCCAGUGAUACCACCACCGAAGACAGUAAUUGAUCCCGAACCGAUCUUGCGCAGUCCGGGCGAGAUUCUCAAUCUUACCAAGCUGAGCCAGUUAUCGUUCUUCAUAAAAGGCAGCAACCUGUUCAGAUGUCUGCGUCCCCUCUAUAGCGGCAACACUCACGGCUUCUCCAUGGGCUCCUUCGAGAAACAGGUCUUCAACUGGCGUGCACCUACCAUCCUGCUGGUAUCCGGACGUCUUAUCCCCUCUUUACCCACCAGCACCCGCGAACGCGCCCUGCAAGAUAUGCUGCCACCAAAGAGGCAUUCAAAUAGCAUCUCCGACUCGAAUCAGACAAUUACCUACGGCGCCUACAUCCCCACACAAUGGAAACACACAGGCAAGACGUGCUUCGGCGACCCGUCCGCAAAGCUCUUUCAGCUCUCGCCCACGCAUGACGUCUUCUCCGCGAGCAAUUUCAGCAGCGAUUACGUCUAUUUCAACAAGUCGCCUACGCAUCCCGCGGGCGUUGGUUUUGGUACCCCGGUGCCGACACAGUCGCAGGCAAGCAGCCGCUCGUAUGGCGUGUUCCGGCCCGCGCCUGUCUCACUGCAUCUUGAUGAUGCACUGGAGUUCGGUGUCUUCACUCACCUUGCUGAAGGAGGUGGGAGCUUCUACCCGAGUAAGCUGCCCGGGAGGAAAUCAAAAGAUUGGCAGGACCGCUUCGAGAUCGACAGCAUUGAAGUAUGGGGGUGUGGGGGUGAUGACGUUGCCGAGGCACAGAGAAAGGAGUGGGCGUUCCAAGAGAGGGAGGCGGAGGCGAGAAGGAGGAUCAAUUUGGGUACUGGGGACAAGGAGCAGGACUAUGAGUUGCUGAAGCUGGCCGGGUUGGUGGGCAAUGAGAGCAGGAGUGGUGGAAGCAUGGGCUGAGAUGGUGUGAGACCUGUUCUCUAAUCAACAUGAGCGUAAGGAUCCACGAAUAUACUAUGACAUGAAGAC